GAAGUUUUCUGUGGAGCCAGGCAGUGCUGGAGACGUGUCCUUCACUGAGGGUUGCUGAGAUUCCAUCGUCUCCCCUUGUGCCUGCUCCCUGCCUUCAAAGCCAGCCUUGGACAGCUGCGCCAAUCUUCCCAGCACGGAUUCCAACAUCCCUUCUCUCUGGGCCCAACACCUGAAUCUUGCCUUCGAAACCAGUCCUCGGUGCCUUCGCUUGAGUGCCUGGUGUCUCCCCAGGGGCCCUCAUCCUGGGCCAUGGCCCAGAGGGCAGGCCUGGGGCCUAGGCAGCUGGAGACUAUGGCCAUUCUGCUUUUGCUUGGACUAUUCCGGACCGGGUUGGGAGCUGAAGGGGCCGGGUCCGAAGGCUUUUGCGGUGUGGCCUCCCAAGCGCGCAUCACAGGCGGUAACAGUGCAACCCCUGGCCAGUGGCCCUGGCAGGUCAGCAUCAUCUAUGAUGGCAUCCAUGUGUGUGGUGGUUCUCUCGUAUCUGAUCAGUGGGUGCUCUCGGCUGCUCACUGCUUUCCAAGGGAGCACCUCAAGGAAGAGUACGAGGUAAAGCUAGGGGCCCACCAGCUGGACUCCUACACCCCUUCGGCCGAAGUCCGCACCGUGGCACAGAUAAUUUCCCACACCAGUUACCGCCAUGAGGGUUCCCAGGGGGACAUUGCACUCCUCCGUCUCAACAGCCCCAUCACCUUCUCUCGCUACAUCCGGCCCAUCUGCCUCCCUGCAGCCAACGCCUCCUUCCCCAAUGGCCUCCAAUGUACUGUCACUGGAUGGGGCCAUGUGGCCCCCUCAGUGAGCCUCCAGGCCCCCAGGCAACUGCAGCAACUUGAGGUGCCACUGAUCAGUCGUGAAACUUGUAACUGCUUGUACAACAUCGACGCCAAGCCUAAUGAGCCCCACUCUAUCCAGCAGGACAUGGUGUGUGCUGGCUAUGUAGAGGGGGGCAAGGAUGCCUGCCAGGGUGACUCUGGGGGCCCACUCUCCUGCUCCGUUGGAGGCCUCUGGUACCUGGCAGGCAUCGUGAGCUGGGGUGAUGCCUGUGGGGCCCCCAACAGACCUGGUGUGUAUACGAUGACCUCCAGCUAUGCCUCCUGGAUUCACUACCAUGUAGCAGAGCUCCAGCCUCGGGUGGUUCCCCAAAUCCAGGAGUCCCAGCCCGAUAUCCACCUCUGCAGGAAUCAUCUGCCCUUCAACUCUGCUCCAGGCCAGGGUUUGUUGGGGCCCAUCGUUUUGCUGCCACUAGCUCUGACCCUGGGCCUCCUCUACCCAUGACAGGAGCCCUGAGUGACUCGCCCUAGGAGUCAACCUUUGCUUCCAGGAUCUCCAUGUUGUACCCAAGGACAGAUGCCCAUUCCUAGGAAUGGACCCAGCCACUCCUUCAUAUUCUUUGGGCAUUUGAGUCACUCCUUCCUCCCAGGACCCUUCGGAAGUUCAGGGCACCAUACUGACUUUUGAGCCCACUCUCCUGGGCUGGGCUUGUUCUUUGGAGCUACAACUGAAAGCCAGGAGUGGUACUGGCUAGAACUUCUGGCCACCUGCUGUUCAUAAGCCUAUUGGUGGGGCUCCUAUGGAGCCCCAAGGAGCCUUAGUUAAGAAAUUGUGCCCUGGCUCUUAUGUUUCUAGAAAACUGGGCAACUGCCCCGCUGAUUGCUGCUGAAGGGCUGGCUCCAGGGCCCAACCCUUUCUGCCUAAUGAGCCCCACAGCUUCACCCUCUUGCUGUCUUCUGGGCUAGGGCAGCCUCUGAGCAGCAUGUUUUUAAAGACUCAACCAUGCCCACUGGUUGCCAUGCCCCCCUUGAGCCCUGAUCCCCAGACUCCGGAGGACUGAGCCCCCACCGGAACUGGGCUUGGGCUUGGGCCCAGGGUGGAGGGUAGAA
Molecule: messenger RNA, 1877 nt
Organism: Phyllostomus discolor (pale spear-nosed bat)
Lineage: Eukaryota; Metazoa; Chordata; Mammalia; Chiroptera; Phyllostomidae
Gene: PRSS8
Product: serine protease 8
Exons: 6
Coding region: 250-1272 (340 amino acids)
Biological process (GO): positive regulation of sodium ion transport; proteolysis
Molecular function (GO): sodium channel regulator activity; serine-type endopeptidase activity
Source: RefSeq, a predicted model, not a curated record